AUGCAAUCUUCAAACGGGGAAACACCAGAGAUCCCCGCGCUUCCAACCGACGUUACCUCGUGCUCAGCCCUUCGAAGCGACGAAAGAUCACGGCGAAAACUCGACAUCGGCCGUUCAGCGAUGCCUAAAUCUCAAGCGAGUAAGAAGUCUCCUGCGAAGGGCCUUGAUGCCUCGAAGUCAAACACAAAGGCAGGAACACCAGCUCCGUACGAGUUCAGCGGGCGUGACUCGAUCAACAUCAGCUCGUUCGACCUUGCGCAAGUUCAGGAAUCGCUGGAGCACUCCGAUGUACCUUCAAUGCAACCGCAGCUCAAGUCGCCCAGACCAUGUCCUCGACAAUUGAAUCAUCCCAUGCACUGGCAGCUUUCACAGCAUGAAUUCUUGAUCGCGCGCCACAAGGCUUUGCGGUCAUCAGCGCCUUCUCAUACGUCCACGUUACCUGCCCUCGAACCAACUUCGAAAACUCCCGAAACCCUUCCGCUCGAUGAACCAGCCGGCGAUUCACGUCCCGCGUCGCCCGGCGAGAGCUCGUCAGCCUCUAUGAAACCUCCCCUCCCAGAAAUCCGUGUAUCCCCUCCCGGAGAGCUGAACGAAGCCCCCCGUCAAGCCCCCCCUCCGAUCGAACACCCCGCC
This is a messenger RNA of Fusarium tjaetaba, 633 nucleotides long. RefSeq lists its product as uncharacterized. The annotation marks the transcript as partial. Lineage: Eukaryota; Fungi; Ascomycota; Sordariomycetes; Hypocreales; Nectriaceae. The transcript has 3 exons. The record is from RefSeq and is a predicted model, not a curated record.